Dibothriocephalus latus is the source of this 435-nucleotide messenger RNA. The record is from the annotation of a GenBank genome assembly. Lineage: Eukaryota; Metazoa; Platyhelminthes; Cestoda; Diphyllobothriidea; Diphyllobothriidae.
AUGAAACCAAAGGCUCCUCUGUCCACAGGUGAAACCGCCAACGUCGUGUACCGGAUCCAAUGUAGUUCCUGUGAAGUGAACUAUGUCGGGAUAACGGGUGAGCGAUUGCAAACCCGUAUGACCGAACACGAAGGAGCGGUGCAAAGACAGAAACAACGCUCCCUAGUGGCACAACAUUGCGCAGCUACAGGGCAUGCGUUCGCUUUUAAAGACGUUGUGGUCCUGGGGCGAGGAAGCGACCAAACAGCUGGGGAAACACUGGAAGCCUGGCACAACACAUCCAAUGCUAUCAACCGCUGUGUGAAGCUGCCGGCAGCCUACCAAGCUUCACGGGUUAAGUACAAGCAACAUGACCAUGGAAAAGAACGCCGAUCAGACGCACCAGCCAACAGCACAAACGAGCGUGCACGACCGUCAGAUGCAGUCGCAAACGGA